AUGAGUACUACUAUUACUAGUUCUAAGCUUCUUCUUCUUGUGCUUUUUGGUGCUUUCAUUUUCACCAGUGAUGCAAACAGGAAGCUUGGAAGUGCUCAAAAGGGUUCCUUUGGCGAGGAGAAAUCUUUUUAUCGCCGCCCAGGUCUUGGAGGAGGCGGCGGGCUAGGUGGAGGAGGAGGUGGGGGACUGGGUGGUGGAGGCGGUGGUGGCCUUGGAGGAGGAGGAGGUCUAGGCGGUGGUGGUGGAGCAGGUGCUGGAGGAGGGGCUGGUUUCGGCGGUGGUGCUGGAGCUGGUGGCGGGCUUGGCGGAGGUGGUGGGGGAGGCUUUGGAGGCGGCGGAGGAGGAGGACUAGGUGGUGGAUCAGGUUUUGGAGGAGGAGUUGGUGGAGGAUAUGGAGCAGGGGGUGGUGUUGGUGGUGGAGCUGGAGGAGGUGGUGGCGGAGGCUUUGGAGGCGGUGGCGGAGGAGGACUUGGCGGUGGAGCAGGCGGAGGCUUCGGUGGAGGUGCCGGUGGUGGGUUUGGAGGUGGAUUGCCUUGA
Messenger RNA from Argentina anserina (silverweed cinquefoil), 537 nucleotides. Its product is annotated as glycine-rich cell wall structural protein 1-like. The record is from RefSeq and is a predicted model, not a curated record. The transcript has a single exon. NCBI's taxonomy places the organism in Eukaryota, Viridiplantae, Streptophyta, Magnoliopsida, Rosales, Rosaceae. The coding region runs from base 1 to 537 and encodes 178 amino acids.